AUGACAUCUCCAAAGUUUAUCUUCUAUCUGACGUGUUUGUUAUUGGGGAAAAUUGUACAGACGACCGACAUGGAUUCUGUUCCUCAAGGGCAAAGUUUUCUAUCAGUUCAAACUGGGGAAAACUUGACUUUAAAUUGUUUUCAUGAAGCCGGUUCAGCAGUAAAGCUUCACUGGUUUAAACACACUCCUGGACAGAAACCAAGGCUCAUCUCAACCUCCUAUCGGUAUUCAAUACCUACAUUGUAUGAUGAAUUCAACAAUCAACGCUUCACAUUAGAUGCUACAAAUAAUCUGAAUCACCUGACAAUAACAGAUCUGCAAAUUAAUGACUCAGCUACUUACAAUUGUAUAAGCGGUGAUACAUACAAAUUGGAUUUCUUGGCGACAAUUACUGUCAGUGUACAGGGUUCUAGUAUAAACAUCCUAACUUUAGUCCAUCAGUCACCAUCAGAGACCAUCCAGGUAGGAGGCAAUUUGACUCUGAACUGUACAGUACAAACUGGGACCUGUGAUGGACAACACAGUGUUUACUGGUUCAAAGACUCUGAAGAAACUCAUCCAGCACUCAUUUACACUGAUGGAGGCAGCACUGAUCAGUGUGAGAGGAAACCCAACACACAAACACACACCUGUGACUACAACCUGCCGAUGGAGAGCCUGAAUCUGUCUCAUGCUGGGACCUACUACUGUGCUGUUGCCUCCUGUGGACACAUUCUGUUUGGAAACAGGACCAAACUGGACUUUGAAGAUAAGGACUCUCGUAUCUUGGUGUAUUUAUUGAGUGGAGCUCUAGCAUUUACCACCGUCCUUAAUGUCCUUCUGGUUUUCUUGCUUUGCACGAUGAACAAGAGAAACCGCUGUGAAGAUACAGAGUCUUUGGCAAGAUGUUCAGCUCCCUCAACACCAAAUGCAGAGGAUGAACGAAACAAAUCAAACAUCCAAUAUGUGGCUGUAAGAGAACACAAGAUCAGCAGAUCUAGCAGACAAAGGAACAACCUUGAGAUUGAAUGCACAUACUCAACUAUAAAGCCAUAGGAGUGUACGUGCUUCAAAGGGGUACCAAGCAGACACUGAGGUCAUUUUAUCACUAUGUCUUUCUUGUGACUACGUGAAGAAGCAGAAACUGUUGCUCCUUUCUGUAAAGAUGUGUCGAUUCAACCUGUUACUUUAGGGCUUUGCUACGGCAUCCGUUCACACUGAUUUAACUGUAUUCAGAGGGGAAAACUUAAAUCUGCAUCAAUUUCACCUUUUAGCAAAUCAGAUAGCUAAAUCCUUUUGCAAAAAAUGCUUCAUAUUUAUGUCUUUGUGUGUGAGAUAACUGUAUGAAUCAAGUUUUCAAAGGAAAAGAAACAGGAAGGAAGGUAUGUCAUGGAAAGAACAGUUUCAGAACUAACAUCAGAUGUAUGACCCUAAACGAAACGAUGAGUCAACGUGCUUUUGGCUUUAAGGUUCACUGAGCUUUUAGGUCAAUCUUUUGGGUCACCAGUUGAAGGGCUUUUUGUUUGUCAGCUUGCUGCUGUGAGUUUAAUCAAACAUGAU
Molecule: messenger RNA, 1539 nt
Organism: Pungitius pungitius (ninespine stickleback)
Lineage: Eukaryota; Metazoa; Chordata; Actinopteri; Perciformes; Gasterosteidae
Exons: 5
Coding region: 1-1035 (344 amino acids)
Biological process (GO): response to bacterium
Source: RefSeq, a predicted model, not a curated record